AUGGCGUAUGAGACAUGGACCAGAACCUGGAUUUUCCGAUCGCGAUCGAAGCGACAUAGGGAAGGGCGAGCCGGGGGGAACGAGAGGUAUAAGACCAGAGAGCGAGGGGGCAAGGUAUUACGCUCUUUCGAACGAGAGCAUACACCGAGACAGCGACUGGCCAACAGCCACAGCGAUCGAUUUGAGAUUGUUAUUAUCUGCCGAGUUUCGAUCUACGCUCAUCCCGAGACGAGAAGGAAGCGCAUGGGAUACACGGCACUGAAGCCGAUCGCGAUCGUGUCGAUAGACAGGGAACAAGAGCAAGGUAUCCCGUACCAGCGGCGGACACGGAGGGCGAUGCGAAAAGCGGCUGCGAUGCCUCCCACUCGCCCUGACCGUCAGAGAGCUCCUACUAGCUCCACCACGAACAAUGGCUCCAACGCGACUGGCUCGAAUGCCGGCGGGAAGGCUCAACCACCACGACCCCCGAAUGCAUGGAUUCUCUAUCGGUCGGACAAGCUCAAGGAGCUUGCGACACAACAGACGAGCGGACCACGCAAACCGCAGGCCGAGAUCUCGAAGAUCAUCUCGCAGAUGUGGCAGCAAGAAGGACCGGACACCAAGGGCAAGUACGAGACACGCGAGGAGAAGAAGGCCGAACACGCAGCGCUCUAUCCCGACUACAAGUUUGCACCGAUGAAGAAGGAGGACAAGGCCAUGUUGCGCAAGGCACAGCGCCUCGAAAAGGAGGAGAUCAGACAGGCAGAGCGCAACCGCAAGAAACGCAAGGGCAAGGCACGUGCCGACGAUGACAACGACAACGACGAUGACGAUGAUGGUGUGUGCUGUUUGCAUGUCAUCUGUCCUCUCCUGACGCUUGCCCAGACCGUCCGUUCCAGCAGCUGCCCUAUCCGCUGCAGCGACCGGCCCAGUCCUGGUAUCCCCCAUCGACCUAUGGUCCACAGGCGCAGGCGCCGACACUCGAGUACCCCCAACACCCCCACCCCCAUCCACCCCACGACGACCACGCUGCCUUUGCCGCUGCGGGCUGGAGUGCUCCUGUCGAUCCCCAGGGCAGGGCCGAUGACGCCCUUCCGUGCCGACGCCUACCAGCAAGACAGCUAUCCCGAGGAGGAAGAGUGGGCUGGCGAAGAGGGCGAGUGGAGUGCCGAAGAGGCCUGGGCUGGUCGCUCUAGGCGCGGCGCUGUCUGGGACGAGGAGCAGAUUGCCGGUCCUAGCCAGACCCCGUCCGCCAAUGGACUUCGAUCUCGACUACUCCCCCCCCAGCAGCCACAGUCGCUGACCAUCACUCUCCCGCCGUCAUCAACCCCUCGGAACAGCCAUACACAUUCGACCUCGACUUUGACAUGCCAUGGCACCUUUUCCGGCGACCCAGACGCCAACGUUGCCAUCUCCCUCAAUGACAUGAACAUCAACGAGUCCUCCUCCUCGUCCCGCAACGUUGGCUUGAACGAUCUCUUGCGCGCUCCCUUGCCUGAUAUUGCCGUUUCUUUCCCUGACUUUGUUGGGAAUCCCGACGGACAUGCCAGCUUCGACGUCUUGAGCACCGAGAACGAAGAGUGGUGGUCCGCCCUCAUGAACGUUGCCAUCCCACAAGAUGACACCUCCUACGCCGACUCGGGCCCAUCCCAGCUUAUGCAGUCUCAGCCUGUCGCUGGCCCAUCUUACGAGCCUGUCGCUGGUCCCUCGUCCCACCAACAGCAGCGUCCCGCCCCUAUCCACACUCAAUCCUUGCCCACAUUCAACCAUGGUCUGCCUAGUCCCGACGGCGAUCAUCAUCAUCAAGGUCGGCGGUCACGCGCUGCAUCCAGUGCUGCCUAUCCCGGCCAAAUGCCGGGCGCUUUCCCCGAACCAUCCUACCAAGAUUCCUAUCAACCCCAACCCCAACAAUAUCAUCAACCCCCGCAGCAACAAGAAUACAACCCCUCGCCAUUUGCCCAGAUCGCUUCCUCGCGAUCCAAUUCUGGAUGGAGGCAACCCCAACAGCAGCAACCGCAACCACCACAACAAAGGAGCCGGGCACCUUCAUUCCCCGCUCCUGCUCCUGCCUUUGCUCAGCAACAGUUUUCUUCGGCCGGUGCGCCGUUCCCUUCUCCCUCCGGAACCGCCCAGUUCCCUUCUCCAUCGGGUGCUGGAGCCUUCCCUUCUCCUUCGGGCGCAGGUGCUUUCCCCUCACCAUGCCAUGCCCCACCGUCACUCCCACUCUCACCCGCACCCUCACCCGCACUCUCAAUCCUUCCCGCACCAGCGCCAUAUCCCUGCCCCUCCGCCACCGACGAGGCCACCGCCUCCGUUCUUCUCACCCCCCGACAAAGGAAAGGAAAAGGACCCUGA
Rhizoctonia solani is the source of this 2334-nucleotide messenger RNA. Its product is annotated as HMG (high mobility group) box protein. Lineage: Eukaryota; Fungi; Basidiomycota; Agaricomycetes; Cantharellales; Ceratobasidiaceae. Bases 1 to 2334 code for a protein of 777 amino acids. The transcript is spliced from 3 exons. The record is from RefSeq and is a predicted model, not a curated record.